This is a messenger RNA of Cokeromyces recurvatus, 3009 nucleotides long. RefSeq lists its product as uncharacterized. The coding region runs from base 187 to 2922 and encodes 911 amino acids. The record is from RefSeq and is a predicted model, not a curated record. Gene Ontology annotation, molecular function: oxidoreductase activity. NCBI's taxonomy places the organism in Eukaryota, Fungi, Mucoromycota, Mucoromycetes, Mucorales, Mucoraceae. The transcript has 4 exons.
UAAGAAACUAAGAUGUCAUUGGCUAAAAAUAUUGCUAUUCUUUCCCUCCCCCCCACAUUUUCAUGUGAAAUUUAUAUCACAUUAAUUAUUUAAUUCUGCUUAUCAAAUUCUCACUCACUCACUCUCUCUUCUUCUUCUUUUCUUUUUUCUUUUUCUCUCUUUUCAUCAUAAGUAAAAAAACUAACAAUGACAAAUAAUAUUCGUUAUGAUGGAAGAGUUGCUAUUAUUACUGGUGCUGGUGGAGGCAUUGGUAAAGCUUAUGCUCUUUAUUUCGCUGAACGAGGUGCAAGUGUCGUUGUGAAUGAUUUAGGUGUUUCACAUACAGGUGAUGGAUCCAGUACAAAAGCUGCUGAUGUUGUUGUGGAAGAAAUUCAAAAGGCAGGUGGUAAAGCAGUUGCAAAUUAUAAUUCAGUAGAAGAAGGACAAAAGAUUGUUGAUACUGCCAUGAAGGCAUUUGGUCGUGUGGAUAUUAUCAUUAAUAAUGCUGGUAUUCUUCGUGAUAAAUCAUUUGCUAGAAUUACAGAUGCUGAUUGGGAUAUUAUUCAAGCCGUCCAUGUUAAAGGUUCUUAUGCUGUUACAAAGGCAGCUUGGCCAAUUAUGAAGAAGCAAAAAUAUGGUCGUAUCGUGAUGACAGCUUCUGCCGCUGGUUUAUAUGGUAACUUUGGUCAAGCAAAUUACAGUGCAGCUAAACUUGCUCUUGCCAGUUUUAGUAACUCUUUGGCUAAAGAAGGUGCAAAGGAUAACAUUCAUUGCAAUACAAUCGCUCCUAUGGCUGCUUCUAGAAUGACGGAAACUGUUAUGCCUCCUGAAAUCCUUGCAUCUCUUAAACCUGAAUUUGUUACCCCUGUAGUCGGAUAUCUCUGCCAUGAAAACACAGAAGAUAACGGUGGUAUCUUUGAAGUGGGUGGUGGCUUUGUUUCUAAAUUAAGAUGGGAACGUUCUCAAGGUGCAGUCUUCAAAGCGGAUGAGAGCUUUACACCCACUGCUAUUCGUGCUAAAUGGGCAGAGAUUACAGAUUUUACCAAGACCAAUGAAUACCCUACUUCAAUUACAGAUACCGACUUUUUAGCUCUUUUAGAGCGUGCAAAGAACUCAGGUCCUAAUCCUACAGGUGAACCUCUUCGAUUUGAUGGUCAAGUGGUCAUUGUUACAGGCGCAGGUGGUGGGCUUGGUAAAGCAUAUGCGUUGUUAUUUGCCAAAUUAGGUGCUUCCGUAGUAGUGAAUGAUUUGGGUGGUUCGCAUACAGGUCAAGGCUCUGAUAGUCGCGCUGCUGAUGUUGUCGUCGAGGAGAUUCGCAAAACAGGUGGUAAGGCAGUAGCCAAUUAUGAUUCAGUCGAAAAUGGUGAUAAAGUAGUUGAGACAGCCCUUAAGGCCUUUGGUCGUAUUGAUAUCUUGGUCAAUAAUGCUGGUAUCCUUCGUGAUAAGUCCUUUGCUCGUAUGUCCGAUGAAGACUGGGAUCUCGUUCAUCGUGUUCAUCUUCGAGGUACCUAUAAGGUCAUCAAGGCUGCUUGGCCACAUUUUGUUAAACAAAAAUAUGGUCGUAUUAUUAAUACAGCUUCAGCAGUUGGUUUGUACGGUAACUUUGGGCAAACUAACUACAGUGCAGCUAAACUUGGUAUUGUGGGUCUUACACGUACAUUAGCACUUGAGGGACAACGUAAAAAUAUCAUGUGUAAUGUGAUUGCACCUAAUGCUGGCACACGUAUGAUCGCUACCAUUAUGCCUCCAGAGAUGGUAGAAGCAUUUAAACCUGAAUAUGUUGCACCUCUUGUUGCCUAUUUGGGGCAUAGUUGUGUUGAAGAGACAGGUGGUAUCUUUGAAGUUGGAAGUGGUUGGGUUGCUCAAGUUCGUUGGCAGCGUACAGGUGGUAUUGGAUUUCCUGCUAAUCGUGAAUUAACACCUGAACAAGUUGCUGCUCAAUGGUCCAAGAUCAUUGAUUUUGAUGAUGGUCGUGCUACAAAUCCCAACAGUACACAAGAUUCAUUCCAGGGCUUUAUGGAAAACUUUAGUAAUGUAGUUGAAGAAGCACCUAAAUCUGGUCUUGAUGUAGAGGCAGCUAAGAAAUUAGAAUUCGAGACACUUGAAUUCACUUAUACAGAACGGGAAGUCAUUUUGUAUGCCUUAGGGGUAGGAUGUAAACGUACAGAUACUAGUUUUGUUUAUGAAAACGAUGUUAAUUUUCAUGUUCUGCCUACCUUUGGUGUCAUCCCUUCCUUUACGACUAUGAAUACAGUUCCUAUUGGUGAUUUCUUACCUAAUUAUAACCCUAUGAUGUUGUUACAUGGUGAACAAUUCUUAUCUCUUAAGAAACCUAUUCCUACUAGUGGUACGCUCAAAUCCAAGGCACAUCUUGUCGAUAUUCUUGAUAAGGGUAAAGGUGCUUCCGUUAUCAUUAAUGUCACAACAACGGAUGAAUCAGAUGAAGUGGUAUUUGAAAACGAAUUUACAUUGUUUAUUCGAGGCAGUGGUGGAUUUGGUGGACGUUCAAGAGGAGAAGAUCGUGGACCUGCUACAGCAACCAAUACUAUUCCUAAUCGAAAACCAGAUGCUAUUUGUACAGAAAAGACAAGCGAAGAUCAAGCCGCGCUUUAUCGAUUAAGUGGUGAUUAUAAUCCAUUACAUAUUGACCCUGAAAUGUCUGCCAUCGGUGGUUUUGAUAUCCCUAUCCUUCAUGGUCUUUGUUCAUUUGGUAUCUCUGGAAAACAUGUAUUAAAGACAUUUGGUAAUAAUGAUCCAGCAUCAUUUGCAAAUAUCAAAGCACGUUUUGCUAAACAUGUUUUCCCUGGAGAAACAUUGGAAACAUCAAUGUGGAAAGAAGGUAAUAAGAUUAUUUUUCAAACUCGCGUUGUUGAACGUGAUGUAAUUGCUAUUUCAAAUGCUGCUGUUGAAUUAAACACAAUUACCCGUGAAAGCAAAUUGUAAUAUAGUAACAAUCAUUUUUAUUAUUAUUGCAAAAUAAACAAAGAUUUGCCGCAUUUAUUGCGGAAAAUUAUUUUAGUAACUUGAAAA